UCCAAUAUUAAUUUGUAAAGUUAAUUUUUUUUUUCCGAAAUGUUAACGCUAAUAAAAGACAAUAUUCCCAAAUUGACCCUUAAAUGUGUGGCGGUGAGGCUUUGAGUUACAUUUGGUGCACCCCUAUGAUUUUUUGUAUUUGCAUAGGCAUCACAGGUCCUCUGAACUUUGCCCUAUCUUUAGCUCUCUCCCACCGAAAGGCAAAAGCAGAUAGACGAAGAGCAUCAAAUCAAAUGUGCGUUUCCUAAUCAGAUUCUUUCCCUUUAUACUAAAAUUUCUCCAUCUCUGCGGAAAUUGAGGGUUCGCCUAUCCCAGCGGAGUGUGAGUAUAUAAAUACCCGCGAACGCGCACACAGGAGAUGACGGCCGCGAGUGGUGAGACGGCGGCGAGCGGAGUUGAGCUUCCGGCGAAGAGGCAGAGAGAGGACGAACCGAACGGAGGCUCUGUCCCUGUCGAGAUGGAGGCUUCCAACAACUCCACCAUCUGCGGCGGCGCACAGGAGCCGCCGUGUUUCUCCUCCGUAAUCCCCGGCUGGUUCUCUGAGAUUAGCCCUAUGUGGCCUGGAGAGGCUCACUCUUUAAAGGUUGAAAGUGUACUGUUCAAGGGGAAGUCAGAUUUCCAGGAUGUCUUGGUGUUUCAGUCUUCUACUUAUGGUAAAGUGCUUGUUUUGGAUGGUGUGAUUCAACUCACAGAGAGAGAUGAAUGUGCAUAUCAAGAAAUGAUCGCUCAUCUCCCACUUUGCUCAAUUCAGAACCCGAAGAAGGUACUGGUUAUCGGAGGAGGAGACGGUGGUGUCUUGCGUGAAGUUUCUCGUCAUUCUUCUGUUGAGCAGAUAGACAUAUGUGAGAUUGAUAAGAUGGUAGUCGAUGUUUCCAAACAAUUUUUCCCUGAUGUAGCUGUUGGAUAUGAGGAUCCACGUGUAAACCUCCAUAUUGGCGAUGGAGUUGAAUUCUUGAAGAACGCAGCUGAAGGAACUUAUGAUGCCAUUAUAGUGGAUUCUUCUGACCCCAUAGGCCCUGCAAAAGAGCUGUUUGAAAAGCCUUUCUUUCAAUUGGUGGCAAGGGCUCUUCGUCCAGGAGGAGUUGUAUGUACACAAGCUGAGAGUAUAUGGCUUCACAUGCACAUAAUUGAAGAUAUUGUGACAAACUGCCGCCAAAUUUUCCAAGGCUCUGUCAACUAUGCAUGGACUACCGUUCCUACCUAUCCAAGUGGGGUUAUGGGUUUCAUGCUUUGUUCUACCGAGGGCCCAACGGUUGAUUUCAAGCACCCAAUCAACCCAAUAGAUCAUCUAAAUGACGCCGAGGCAAAAGUGCCUCUCAAAUUCUACAACUCCGAGAUUCAUUCUGCCGCUUUCUGUUUGCCAUCAUUUGCCAAGAAGGUGAUUGAAUCGAAGGCGAAAUGAAUGUGCAAUGGAAUUUUUGGGGGCUUUUUUUAUGUUCUUGCCUGCAUACUAUAAGCACUCUCAUUUAUUGGAUAUUUGUACCCUUUCUUGUUUUAUGGAUUAGGGGUGGGUUAUUUUCUCAUUUGUUAAAAAUAGCUGUAUCCAAUUUGAUGUUUUUAUUUUUCUUCUGGAUCUUGGGCACAAGUUUGAUUGAGAGGAUUUCAAGAUCUGCCAAUAAAAUAAAUUUGGUUCCUUUUU
This is a messenger RNA of Cuscuta campestris, 1639 nucleotides long. The record is from the annotation of a GenBank genome assembly. Lineage: Eukaryota; Viridiplantae; Streptophyta; Magnoliopsida; Solanales; Convolvulaceae.